UCUCCACAGGCAGACGGCCAACGACCUGACGGGCGAGCACACGUGCAUCAUGCUGCGCCGCUGCGGCCGUCGGCUGCCGAGCCGCCGCCGCCCGACGACCACUGGCUGCCGGCGUUCUGGGCCGACUUCCGGCGCCGCUUCCUGGCGCUGCUCGGCUACCAGUUCCGCGCCUUCACCACCGGGCUGGCGCUCAGCGUGCUGUCCAACGCGGCGCAGAGCCAGCCGAGCUCAGAGGUGGAGCGCGCUGUGCUGGAGGAGUUUGUCAGUCCGUAUGACCUGCGCCGGCUGGAGCUGUACGCCACAAACAUGGCCGACUACCACCUGAUCACGGACCUACUGCCGGCCGUGGCGCGGCUCUUCCUGCUCGGCCGGUUCGGCGACUGCCACCUCUCGCCAGUACAGACGUGUAUUCUGAUCGGGCUGGGGCUGCAGUACAAGACGGUGGACGAUCUGGCCAAGGAGCUCGAUCUGGCGGCCAGUCAGCUGCUCGGACUCUUCAACAGAACCAUCCGCAAGCUGACGCAGCUGCUCAGAGCGGUGUACGAGAAGGAGAUCGAGUCAACGUUCUCGGAGCGGAAGGCCAUCGACAUGGGCCCGGCCGCCAAGACAAUCACGGAGGAGCUGGACGAGGCGGCUCAGGAGCUGGCCGAAAAGCAGAAGGCUGAACUGGAGAAGCUGAAGCUACAGGACCUCAGUCAGUACGUCAUCAAGGGUGCCGAGAGCGACUGGCAACAGGCGCUCGGCAGCGGCAAGCUCAGCAAGAGCUCCGUCUCCGUCAAAAGCGGGGAGAAGCGGAUAGAGCGGUCCGAGAUCGAGAUGGACAUCGAACGUCUGGACGGCCCCGUCCCCAAAAAGGCCAAGGGAGAGAAAUUCAAAAACAUCGGCAAACCCAAGCCGAAGCAAAAACACAAAAACAAGAGCCAGCAGCUGGCGACGCGGUGAAGCAACGCCGAGGACCGUGACGUCAACAUGAGUAUUUGUAGUAGCUAGCUCUGUGACUCGCUCGCUUGUCAUUGUACUGCCGGUGUCAUGAUGUGUUAAAAACAACGGGAUGUCUUUAAA
Molecule: messenger RNA, 1062 nt
Organism: Amphibalanus amphitrite
Lineage: Eukaryota; Metazoa; Arthropoda; Thecostraca; Balanomorpha; Balanidae
Product: RNA cytidine acetyltransferase-like
Exons: 6
Coding region: 307-942 (211 amino acids)
Biological process (GO): rRNA acetylation involved in maturation of SSU-rRNA
Cellular component (GO): 90S preribosome; nucleolus
Molecular function (GO): 18S rRNA cytidine N-acetyltransferase activity; tRNA binding
Source: RefSeq, a predicted model, not a curated record